GAUUUGGCUUAUAGCGGCCAUGGUUGCCCCUCAAACGAAGGGCACAGCUUCUCCUACUUCAGGCCUUCACGUCCUCCAAGUUUAAUCCUGAAGACAUCGAUAUGGGUUCCGUCCAACAGCAUGAGAUUGAAACACUCAACAGCCUAGCAGCCCAAAUCAGCGAGCUAGCCGCUAAGAUGACCAAGCAGCUGGCGGCAGAGAAAGUGACACCAAUCACUCUCGAGGCCGACAGUCCGAUCAAGUACGAGAAACUUCCUGGAGACGUCUUCAUGACCCGGCAACUUCUUGAGGAUGCAUUGAAAGACCUGUGGAUUUUGAGCCAGGGACCGAGCGAGAGUGUGUUCAACUACGUACACAUGGCCAUCCCAGACGCGGCGUGCUUGAACAUCCUGAACCAGUUCGAUUUUUGGGGUGCAGUACCGGUGAAUGGCGAGGCGACGUUUAAAGAGAUAGCGAGCUACACCAAGCUCCCUCUUGAAGUUGUGAGCCGUGUCAUUGAUCAUGCGGUUACGAUGCGUUUCUUCGCCAAAUCUUCGCCUGCAGCAACGCAAGUCAGGCAUACUUCUCGAUCAGCUGCAUUAGCCAAGGACCCUGGCUUGUCUGCGCUGGUGCAGACAGUAUUGGAUGAAACGGGUCCACCUAUGUUCUUGCUUCCUGAAGCUCUGCGUCGCUUCUCGCAAGGGAAGGCUGAAUCAACCAAAGACAUGAAGGAGACUGCUUUCCGGCUCUGUCACUCUGGCGGUGCCUGGGGUGACUAUAACAAUAGUUGGGCCUUCAUUGAGAACGACGGCGAAGGCGAAAAGAAGGGAUGGCGGCAGAGGAACUUUGUGAAGUUCAUGGUGUACAUCAAGGAUCUGUUCCACACCGAGAACAUCAUACUCAAUGCUGUUGAUUGGGAGGCCGCCGGUGAAGUCACGGUCGUUGACAUCGCCGGAUCCGCUGGCCACGACGACGCCGUCCUCGCAGCCAGAUUCCCCAACCUCAAGAUCGUUGUCCAAGAUCUUCCAGAAGUCGCUCCAAUAUUCGAGAAAGAGUUCCCAUCCGAACUCAAAUCUCGCGUCUCCUUCCGCACACACAACAUGUUCGAUCCCCAGCCCGUAGAAGCAAGCAUCUACAUCCUCAAAUGGAUCCUGCAUGACUGGCCGGACGUCGAGUCAGUAAAGAUAUUACAGGCGCUUCGGCCUGCACUCAAACCUGGGGCGCGCGUCAUCUUCAUUGACUACGUAGGCAAGCAGGGACCGAGCGAUGAGGAAUUACCGAGAAGUAUACAGGGCUUUGGCACGGCUACUGAUCUUAGGAUGAUGGCGUUGUUUAAUGCAAAGGAGAGGCCAGUGGAGGCGUGGAAGGAUAUCUUUAGGCAGGCUGAUGAGAGAUUUGAUGUUGUUAGAGUAGAAGCAGACCCGCUGAGCUUCAUGUGCGUGCUUGAAGCGGUUUGGCGCGGCUAGGGGUGAUUGCUGGGGUCGUACAUCCUGACGAUUGUUUGGCGGUUACCAGGAAAGGCAUUGGUUGUAGAUAGCGAUAUCGAAGUCUGUGGAUGUUUCGUGUCACCAGAUCGGUUUGUGCCGUGUUC
Messenger RNA from Alternaria rosae, 1570 nucleotides. RefSeq names its product O-methyltransferase-domain-containing protein. Gene Ontology annotation, molecular function: O-methyltransferase activity. The coding region runs from base 102 to 1445 and encodes 447 amino acids. Lineage: Eukaryota; Fungi; Ascomycota; Dothideomycetes; Pleosporales; Pleosporaceae. The record is from RefSeq and is a predicted model, not a curated record. The transcript has 2 exons.